GCGGAGCCGACUCUGUCCCGAAGCGGAAGUGCUUCUGGGGGCCUGUUCUUGUAACGGUCUCCUCGGCCGCUAGCUGAGAAUUGUGGAAGACACAGUGACCAGCGCUAAGGGUUCAUAAGCACCCUUCAGGCGCACCCCUCCUGUCACUCUGCCCCUUCCCUCUACCCCAUCCCCGAGAUAAGGGUCUGCUGUGAAUGCCCCAGCUGAAGUGAACUGCAUCCGAAGUCUUCCCUCCGACUCCUGCUCCGAAGGACCCCAGCGAGCUCAGUCUUCACACCUAUCUUCCCUUUCCCCAAGAAAAGCAGGAAAUGGCUGAACUCCAAGGGCUGGUGACGUUCGAGGAUGUGGCUGUAGACUUCACCCAGGAAGAGUGGCAGUACCUGAACCCUUCACAGAGGGCUCUGUAUAGAGAUGUGAUGCUGGAGACCUAUAGCAACGUGGUCUCUGUGGCAGGGCAACAGGUUACCAAACCAGAUCUCAUCCUCAGUUUGGAGGUAGAAGAACCAUGCCCAGCGGAAGGAAAGAUCCCAACUUGGAGCUUUCCAGAAGAACCCUGCCAAGUUGAUGAACAGAUUGAGAGACAGCACCAGAAUGACCAAGAUAAAUAUUUGUUGAUGCAAUUUGGAUUCCCAGACAAAAAAAUAAUUACCUCCACCAAGAGUGGCUAUGAGUAUAAUGAAUUUGGGAACACACUUCAUCUGAAUACAAACCUUAUUCCUCCCAUACAAAGACCCCACAAGUAUGAAUUAUUUGGAAAUAAUAUGGUAGAUAAUUUAGACUUAUUUGGUAGAAGCUCUGCAGGAAAGAAAUAUGAUAGUGGAUGUGCAAAAUUAUUCUUCCAUCCUGAGUAUGAGAAGACAAAUCCUGGAGUGAAACCCUAUGGAUAUCGAGAGUGUGGGAAAUCCCUCAAGCGAAAGAAAGGUCUCAGUCUACAUCAGAGAAUUAAAAAUGGAGAGAAACCCUUUGAAUGUACUACAUGUAGGAAAACCUUCAGCAAGAAGUCACACCUCAUUGUACAUUGGAGAACUCAUACGGGAGAGAAACCGUUUGGAUGUACUGAAUGUGGAAAAGCCUUUAGCCAAAAAUCUCAGCUCAUUAUACACCUGAGAACUCACACAGGAGAGCGACCCUUUGAGUGUCCUGAAUGUGGAAAAGCCUUCAGAGAAAAGUCAACUGUCAUCAUACAUUACAGGACUCAUACAGGAGAGAAACCUUAUGAAUGUAAUGAAUGUGGAAAAGCCUUCACUCAAAAGUCAAACCUCAUUGUCCAUCAGAAAACCCACACAGGUGAGAAAACCUAUGAAUGCACUAAAUGUGGGGAAUCUUUUAUACAGAAGCUUGACCUAAUUAUACAUCAUAGUACUCAUACAGGGAAAAAACCUCAUGAAUGUAAUGAGUGUAAGAAAACUUUCAGUGAUAAGUCAACUCUCAUUAUACAUCAAAGAACACACACAGGAGAGAAACCUCACAAAUGUACCGAUUGUGGGAAGUCUUUCAAUGAGAAGUCAACCCUCAUCGUGCAUCAAAGAACUCAUACAGGAGAGAAACCCUAUGAAUGUGAUGUGUGUGGAAAAACCUUUACUCAAAAGUCAAACCUUGGUGUACAUCAGAGAACUCAUUCAGGAGAGAAACCCUUUGAAUGUAAUGAAUGUGAGAAAGCAUUCUCUCAGAAAUCCUAUCUCAUGCUGCACCAGAGAGGUCAUACAGGAGAGAAGCCCUAUGAAUGCAAUGAAUGUGAAAAAGCAUUUUCCCAGAAAUCAUAUCUCAUUAUACAUCAAAGAACUCAUACAGAAGAAAAACCGUAUAAAUGUAAUGAAUGUGGCAAAGCUUUCAGAGAAAAGUCAAAGCUCAUUAUACAUCAGAGAAUUCAUACGGGAGAGAAGCCCUAUGAAUGUCCUGUAUGUUGGAAAGCUUUUAGCCAGAAGUCACAGCUCAUAAUACAUCAAAGAACACACACAGGAGAGAAACCCUACGCAUGCACUGAGUGUGGCAAAGCCUUUAGAGAAAAAUCGACAUUCACUGUACAUCAAAGAACUCAUACUGGAGAGAAACCUUAUAAAUGUACAGAAUGUGGGAAAGCUUUUACCCAAAAAUCAAAUCUUAUUGUACAUCAGCGAACACAUACAGGAAAGAAAGCCCAUGGGAAAGGCCACACUCGAAAGUCAAAGCUCAUCACACAUUAGAGAGUAAAUCAUCUGUGCCUGCUAUGUACACUGAAGGGAAGUUUUGUCAAGUAACAUUUUUAAAGUAUGUUCUGACUUAUGAUUUAAAUAUGGGAAGUAAAGUCAGCCUUUUUUUCCCUCUUUAUCUCAGUAUUUACCCAAAAGCUACAGGGAGAAGAUGAAGUAUAAUCUCUGUAUAUGACAAAACUGAGCUCACUAAAACCCUGAUGAGAGGCCUGUUAGAGGCAGAGGAAAUCAAGCACCAGUGCAGGAGAUCACAGAACACUGAAGGCUGCAGAUGUGAGACAGCACUGGUGAGGACUCUUAGCUGAGGUGCAGAUGUGAGGUGACCGUAUAUAUACACAGCAACAGUGACAGAGGGCUUGGGCAGGUGGAAGGUAAGAUGUUUCAUAGUCCCAUUUGGUCUGAGGAGAGAUGUGUCGGGCCCUCAACAAGGAAUCGUUCACACAAGCCAUAUUUGCAGAGGUAGUCUGUGCUCAUGGAAGGGGCAGUUGAUAGGGGCUGGGACAAGUGAAAGGAAUGUUCCUUGUGAAGAACCUGCCCCUAUUAACUGACUGGAGAAAUCAAGUCUGGAAGAACUACCAAACGGGAAGGGAAAAUCCCAGUUACAAGAAACACUCUAAUCUGCCUAGAACGUGGCCCCAAUUUCUUCCCCCACAUGAGCCUCUCGCAAACAGCAAGUCCAGGAAAAACUCUUAUUCAAAGAGGAAUGAUUCCAAAGUAAUCAAGACCACAAAUACACGGCUUUUGAGCCAGCCAUUCCAUGUAAGGAAUGUAUAUUCUCAUGCAUGUACAAAUUGAUGCACUGUUUGUGACAACAAAAGAUUGGAAGCUGUCCAAAAAACAAGCCAGGGAUCUGGUUCCUGAAAUCCUAGUACAUUCAUACAACAAACUCCUAUGUAGAAAAAAAUGAGUAAAAAUGUAAUCUGGACACCAUUUGUGUGGUGAUGUGGGGCGAUCUCUAACAUACAUUAGAUGGGAAAACGAUGCAGGAUAGAGAGUAUAAUAUACCAUUUGUACAUAAAAAGGAGAACAAAUGGUCAGUACAUAAUUGAAUGUAUAUGCAUAAACUAUCUCUGGAAAGAUACAUGAGAAGCUGGGGACUCUGGUUAUCUCUGGGAAAGGGUAGGGGAAAUGGGUGGCUGGGGGAAUCGAGUUGGGAAGGAGACAACUGUAUAUCCUUUCAUAACUUUUGAAAAUUGUACUAUG
Molecule: messenger RNA, 3392 nt
Organism: Talpa occidentalis (Iberian mole)
Lineage: Eukaryota; Metazoa; Chordata; Mammalia; Eulipotyphla; Talpidae
Gene: ZNF182
Product: zinc finger protein 182
Exons: 6
Coding region: 309-2183 (624 amino acids)
Biological process (GO): regulation of DNA-templated transcription
Source: RefSeq, a predicted model, not a curated record